Molecule: messenger RNA, 3047 nt
Organism: Dunckerocampus dactyliophorus (ringed pipefish)
Lineage: Eukaryota; Metazoa; Chordata; Actinopteri; Syngnathiformes; Syngnathidae
Product: zinc finger protein 813-like
Exons: 4
Coding region: 172-1347 (391 amino acids)
Biological process (GO): regulation of transcription by RNA polymerase II
Molecular function (GO): RNA polymerase II cis-regulatory region sequence-specific DNA binding; DNA-binding transcription factor activity, RNA polymerase II-specific
Source: RefSeq, a predicted model, not a curated record
CGGCCUUCAGGCGCAACUCGGAAAGGGUCAAGUCCACAAUCCCACAAUGCACCGCGGCCGAGCUAACAGCUAACUGUCAAGAGUACUAUCCAGUCGCUCAGCUUUUGUCUGAUACAUGAGGGACGUGGCGGGGACGAUAUCUCCAUUUACACUCCGCCUGCAGCCGCCGAUAUGAUGUGCGACACGACCAACCGAAAUUUCCGAACGCAGCUAGCGGUUAUACUGGAGAAGCUAACCAAGACGGCCCUGGUGGAAAUAGGAAACCUGGCGGACGAAUGUUCCUCCGUGCUCCUGGGCGAGAUCUCCCUGCACAAAAGCGAGAACGAGGCCCUGAAGAAGAAGUGCUACUCCCUGGAGGUGCAACUGAGGGCCGCCCGGGAGGCGCAGUACUACCCGGCACCUGUCAACAAUAUCGGCCGGAGGAAUCCCGAAGGUCAAGAGGCUCACAAAUCUGACCAGCACCAGCAGCACCAGCAGCAGCAUCAGCAUCAGCAGGGGGCCCCGGCCAUCGAUGGCGUCUUUGGGAAGGACUGGUGCAUGGACCUGUGGAGAGAAGACAAAAGAGUCCCCCCUCAGAGGAAAGAGACAGUGGAGCCUGUCGCCAUGUCCAGCAUGGGAACACAGGUGUUGGACAUAAUGGACAGAGAACCUGAUCUCAUUUUUGUUAAGGAGGAAACGUAUGACGAUCAUCCACUCGGGCAGCAGAUGAGGCUGACAGAGAACAGGAAAGAUUUGGGGAUGCUCGACGCCGAGGGCGCCCUCCAUCGAUCUGUCAGUGAGCUGCAGCUUCAUUCGGAGGAUUUGACCAACUUCCCCUUGAUAGUGGACGGUCAAGCACAGCGCUCGCAGCCAAGCAUUAUGGACAAGCUGAUCGAGGACGCAGCGAUGAGCACGAUGCUCGACAACACAAAUCCUCCCGCAACAACCAGUGAAUACGUCGACUACACAAACGCCACCGCCAAAGAUUUCGUCAGCUAUCCACCAAAACCCACAAGGCCACCUAAGCACUUCCAGUGUCUCUUCUGCGGUAAAGUAUUCAACUAUCUCAGCAGCCUAAAAGUCCACGUCCGACGCCACUCGGGCGAGAAGCCUUUCAGCUGCACGGUCUGCGGCAAGCGCUUUGCCCAGAAGACGUACCUGAAGCUGCACCAGCGCGUCCACUCCGGCGAGAAGCCCUACAGCUGUCCUGACUGCGGAAGAAGUUUUUCCCAGAAAAGCUCCCUGAACAUUCAUUUUCGGACGCACACGGGGGAGAAGCCGUACAGCUGCGUGGACUGUGGGAAAUGUUACGCCUACAAGUACGGCUUGAACCACCACCAGUGUUUCAGUCACAUGAAGAACACCUAGACAGGAGCAGACGUGUUCUUCUGGGCUCUCAUGAAGAGCAGUGAGGCGUGUGCCAACGUGUCUACCAAGGAGUGUUAGGGCCACACUGAAAGAUUAAAAAAAUUACAACAAUAAAGCAGACAUUUCACAAGAAUAAAAGGUAUCAUUUUGCAUGGUGGAAAUAAGAAUAAACUCAUAAUAUAAAACAGAAAUUGAGAGAAUAAAAUAAGUGGGAAACUGUAUCAGAAAAAAGCGCUGACAUCAGAAAAUAAAAUUCUGACAGCUAUGUAGUAAAAUAAUGUGCAGUAUUAUGAGGAAAAUUAACUAAUUUAAAUUUUUUAUAAAUUUUUGUUACAUUAAAAAAUCUGGCAACAUUAAAUUUUGCAAUACUGCAAGAAAACCAAUUAUGUCAGAAUAUUAAGAGAAUAAAAAGUACAUGUAAUAAAGUCAUAUUACAAGAAAACAGCAGCAAUUUUUGUGAGAAGUCUUAUGAAUAGAAAGCCUGAGCAUGUAAUGAAAUAUUUUUUAAAAUAUCAUUACAUUAAAAUGAUACUUGACAAAAAUUGCGUUGUAAAUUGAGGAGAUAAACGUACUGUUUGAAUAACGUGCAUUAGAAGGAUUUUUAAUCAUGCAGGUUAUACUACAAGAAGGAAAACUCAUAUUGUGCAACUUUAUUCCAAUUUUGUCUCAUUUCCAGUGUCACCCUAACACUCUUUUGUGAAAGGUUAUGAAUUAAAAAACAAACAAACAUGUAUCUGUAAAGCUGCAACAGUCAAACAAGUAGAGAGCAUUUCUGUCUUUGCUUUAUUUUCUUGUGGUUGAACGACUAUUCCCUUCAACGGGCGUUUAAAAUGUGUUUCUGUUUGAAUGCUAACGGGAUACUUUGGAUUAUUUGUGUGGAUACGACACAGUUCAUAUGAGUUCUAUUUGGAACAUUUUGUAUGUUUAUCGCAGCACUUCACAGAUCUGAACGUGGGCCAAAUCCGGACGAUGCCCCGGCGGGAUACAUUGUGGUGGUCAUCCACAACCACGUGGCGCUUUUAUGGCACUUAAUGUGAAUACCUCAUCAAACCGCUGACCUCAUCUGCAUGGCAUGCUCUCAUACAUUUGCUGUAUGUUCUUUUAAAUACCUCCUUCAAGGCCAUCAAAGGUCUUGUCUAGUUAAAGCUACAAUAAUACAUUGUUUGCACACAUAGCGAAACUACCUCGUCGUAUUUUUUCAAUACAGUGUGUUCCUUUCAUGGUGUACAGGCACUAUUUCUGUACUUGUAAAUGAGCUUCAGACUAUGGGUUUUUUCCCUUCUAGUGCCUGAAAGGGGGCCAAUAAGGGUACAAAAUAGGUGUAAUGGUGCAAUUUGUUCUCUGCAAGCAAUCUCGCGUCAGUCUUUUUUUGAUUUAAUGGCAGAAAUGGGAUUUUAGAUGUUUAGGGGAAGAUUGUGAGAUUUUUCUUUUGCAUACAUCACCAUAAACCAGACAAACUGCCUUGUAAUGAAACAAAGCCUGGGUAUUGUUUCGUUUCUUAAUUAGCGUGUAUUUGCCAUAAGAGAAAUGAACCGUGUUGUUUUUCCCCUUGUUGCAUGUCCAGAUUUAACCCUCCCCCCCUGCCAUAUGAUCGUAAGAUGUUAAACUAUGUGCAAACGUUCAAUCAAGUUCAAUGCAUUCUUCAUUCAAGACAAAGCACACUUGUAUUUUUGAGGGAUGUUUUAUUUAAUAAAUCUCUU